AUGGCCAUAGACUGGCGAAAUCGUGUGAACAUAGCAUCGCUCGGGAUGCUGCUGCUGGUUGCCGUGGCCGCCGAAGCUGUCCGCGUCUCGCAGCACACAUCCAGAAGAUUCAAAGAUGAAUCGUUAAACCGUGAUCAGAGUCCAGCCUCGUCCUGGUGGAGCUCACACCUGACCGAGCCACCGAGCAAGAACUUCUACCAGGCGACCCACGGUCUGCUGCAGACACACCCAUCGGUGCCCGGUCUGAAGCCGGCCAGCCCUUCGGCGCUGCCGCUCAGCUCGGCGGGCACUCGCAGCCCCACGGUCGGCGCACCACUGUCCUCGGGCAGCCUCAACAGUGGAUUUCCGUCCAUUGCCAAUCCCAACCCGCGGUCGCCGUUUCGCCAUCUGGACUUCAGCACGAGCGCGACGGCAGAGCUUCGCCGGAACCCGAGCCUCUCGGCGCCGGACGAGUGUGCCCGGGCGUGCCGCGAGGGAGAACCGCCAAGGAUUUGCUACUACCACUUCACCGUCGAGUACUACACCGUACUUGGAGCUGCCUGCCAGGUCUGCACACCGAACGCUACCAAUACCGUCUGGAGCCACUGUCAGUGCGUUCUGGCCGACGGUGUCGAGCGCGGUAUCCUCACGGUGAACCGUAUGAUCCCCGGACCGUCGAUUCAGGUGUGCGAGAACGAUCGCGUCGUGAUCGACGUCGAGAACCACAUGGAGGGCAUGGAGCUGACGAUCCACUGGCACGGAAUCUGGCAGCGUGGCACGCAAUACUACGACGGUGUGCCGUUCGUCACACAGUGUCCCAUCCAGCAGGGCAACACCUUCCGUUAUCAAUGGACUGGCAACGCGGGAACCCACUUCUGGCACGCCCAUACCGGUCUGCAGAAGCUGGACGGUCUGUACGGUAGCAUCGUCGUCCGCCAGCCACCGUCGCGCGACCCCAACUCCCACCUCUACGACUUCGAUCUGACCACGCACAUCAUGCUGGUGAGCGACUGGCUGCACGAGGACGCGGCCGAACGCUACCCGGGCCGUCUGGCCGUCAACACCGGCCAGGAUCCCGAGUCGCUGCUCAUCAACGGCAAGGGCCAGUUCCGCGAUCCUAACACCGGCUUCAUGACCAACACGCCGCUGGAGAUCUUCACCAUCACGCCCGGCCGCCGCUACCGGUUCCGCAUGAUCAACGCGUUCGCGUCCGUCUGCCCGGCCCAGGUCACCAUUGAGGGACACGCCCUGACGGUGAUUGCCACCGACGGCGAGCCGGUCCAUCCGGUGCAGGUUAACACCAUCAUCUCGUUCUCCGGAGAACGUUACGAUUUCGUCAUCACCGCGGACCAACCGGUCGGUGCGUACUGGAUUCAGCUGCGAGGACUCGGCGAGUGCGGCAUCAAGCGCGCCCAACAGUUGGCCAUCCUUCGGUACGCCCGCGGACCGUACCAGCCCGCCUCCCCGCCACCCACGUACGACGUCGGUCUUCCGCAGGGUGUUGUUCUAAACCCGCUCGAUGCCGUCUGCAACAUUCCCCGACCGGAUGCGAUCUGCGUUAGCAACCUGCGGAACGCCAAGAAGGCCGACAAGGCCGUCCUCUCCGAGCGGCCCGACGUGAAGAUUUUCCUACCGUUCCGGUUCUACUUCUACCGCGUCGAGGAGCUGUUCACGCCGAACACGUACAACAAAUUUUUGGUUGCACCAGGAGGAGACCACCUGAUUUCGCUGAUCGACGAAAUCUCUUACGUAUCGCCACCGUCUCCGAUGCUGUCGCAGAUCAACGACAUCCCACCGGAGCAGUUCUGCAACGGUGACAACCGCCCGCCAGACUGCGGCCCGAACUGCAUGUGCACGCACAAGGUCGACAUUCCGCUGAACGCCAUCGUGGAAGUCGUCAUGGUCGACGAAGUACAACAAGACAAUCUGAGCCAUCCGUUCCAUCUGCACGGACACGCGUUCCACGUCAUCGGUAUGGGCCGCUCGCCGGACAGCACGGUGAAGAAGAUCAACCUGCGCCACACGCUCGACCUGGACCGACGGGGUCUGCUGAACCGACAGUUUAACCUUCCACCGCUCAAGGACACGAUCGCCGUCCCCAACAAUGGCUACGUGGUGCUGCGAUUCCGGGCAGAUAAUCCCGGAUAUUGGUUGUUCCACUGCCACUUCCAGUUCCACAUAGUGAUCGGCAUGAAUCUGGUGGUGCACAUCGGCACACAUGCCGACCUUCCACCGGUGCCACCGAACUUCCCCCGCUGCGGCAACCACAUACCUCCGAUAAAGUUUAACUAG
Anopheles coustani is the source of this 2271-nucleotide messenger RNA. RefSeq lists its product as uncharacterized. Gene Ontology annotation, molecular function: oxidoreductase activity; copper ion binding. The transcript is spliced from 9 exons. The record is from RefSeq and is a predicted model, not a curated record. Bases 1 to 2271 code for a protein of 756 amino acids. Gene Ontology annotation, cellular component: plasma membrane. Lineage: Eukaryota; Metazoa; Arthropoda; Insecta; Diptera; Culicidae. Gene Ontology annotation, biological process: iron ion transport.